Molecule: messenger RNA, 2661 nt
Organism: Actinia tenebrosa (Australian red waratah sea anemone)
Lineage: Eukaryota; Metazoa; Cnidaria; Anthozoa; Actiniaria; Actiniidae
Product: protein misato homolog 1
Biological process (GO): mitochondrion organization
Cellular component (GO): cytoplasm; mitochondrion
Source: RefSeq, a predicted model, not a curated record
CGUAGCAAAUCCAAGAUGGCGGCCACACGAGAAGUCAUUUCACUACAGUUUGGCCAUUAUUCUAACUUUGUAGGCACGCAUUUAUGGAAUAUCCAAGAAGCAUCUUUCAGUUACGAUCCUAGUGGUUCAAAGAAGAGUGACGUGAAUCACGAUUGCUUUUUUCGCGAGGGAAAGACCAUUGAUGGCGACGAGACUUACACUCCUCGUCUGUUGUUGUUUGACUUGAAGGGCAGUUUGAGGAACUUGAACGUCGAAGGAACGCUUUAUCCAUCAUCUUCCAAAUCUGUUGAGUGGCCAGGAGAAGUUACAGUGUACCAGUCAAACAUAGAGCCUAAAAAUGAAUUCCAAAUGGACAUCGAAGAGGAAGAAAUGUUAUCAAAUCCUCUGACAAAUGACAAAACUGAAGCUCAAGAACAUUCUGCGAUUUGUUCAGGCCGUAAUAAAGUGUACGAUCUCGAUGAUCAUGUAUUUGUUUGGUCAGACUUCGUAGGAACUCAAUAUCAUCCUAAAAGUGUGAACAUUAUUAAAGAAUAUAUGCAUGUGGCUGAGCACUUCGCAUUCGAUACUUUUGGUUAUGGACAAAACUUGUACAUCAACACAGACUUUCGCGAUGAAUUCGAGAAUAGCUUGCAUUUCUUUGUCGAAGAGUGUGAUCAGCUGCAGGGUUUCCAGAUCCUAACAGACAUACACAAUGGCUUUGCAGGUCUUUCCUCUCAGGUUAUCCAAGACCUUGCAGAUGAAUACAGCCCAAAAUCUAUAAUCACCUUUGGUUUACUACCAGCAACGCUUCCAGGAAGUACCAACAUGAAAGCAGCCCACAGACUAUUGAAUAUUGCUCUGAGUUUUGAUCAACUCAGCUCAAACAGUAGCAUGCUUACUCCUCUAUCCCUGGCACAGCAAGGAUGGCUACAAACUGGGAAUCCAUCAGUAUUUCCAUAUUUAACAUACAAGGAUUACCUAUCCUACCACACAAGUGCAAUCCUGGCUGCUACAAUAGAUACUCUCUCCCUCCCCUACCGUCUCAGCUCCCCUCUCAAAUGCCACAUGGAUGAUAUCACAAAAUGUUUGACUUUUGGUGGAAGAAAACUCACAAGUGCUUCGACAUCAUUUCCUCUCCCCAUUGGAUAUGACCAUCAGCUUGGUGCUCUCUUAGACUCUGCUUUUUACUCAAAAGACUCCAAGCUAUUACUGCCUUUGACUCCAAAUGUCGAGCAAGUAACAAAUUUGAUGUCCCAGGUUUCUAUUUUUAGAGGUGGUAGCCCAUCAAUUCCUCAAAAUGCAAAAGUGGCUCAACCGUCAAAGAAAUUUAAGAGUUUGAUGGAUGGCUGUCAAUCAAACUUAGAAAUACUAAAUAUAUUUUCUCAGGCAUGUAAUCCAUCAGGUGCCUGUUCAAACUGGGUGAGUGACCAAGCAUGUAAGGUGGAACCCCCUUUUCCAGGAAUCUUCACUCCCAGUGUAUCUAAGAAUGGUUUUGUCCAGGAAGGAUUCCAAAGGGACCACAAUUGUAUCGUUGAGCAGGUCAGCGUGUUGUCUAGCCUUGGUAUGUCAAAAUCAAUUGGAAACAUGCUCUAUUCAAUCACUAACUGGGCAAAAAAAGUGGAUAUCAAGAAACAUAAUUCCUUCAUUGAAAGUGGUUUGGAAUAUGAGACUUUUAUGAAUGUGCUGGUUGAUCUGGAAAGCCAUGCUCAUAAUUAUGAAAAUCCAUGAUUGUAUUCAUAAAUAAAUACAGAAUUAUCAACAUUAUGCUUCAGGAGGAGUUCUGUUUCAAUAGAGACUCUGGUGUCUAAAGCUACAGCUCUUACCUGGUCAUAACUAAAGAUAAAAUUCAACUCAGGUCAAGGAUCUAUAAAAUAUCUUGUGGAAGUACAAGUCAACGACACGAGUGAAAAACGUCUGCGCAUGCUCUGAAUCCAUAUGCAAAUUACUCAAAACAUGUAAAUUUGACUUUCAAACAUGCCUGAUAAAUUGGACUUCACAAAAUGCCAAAACUUAGUGUCCAUGCUUGAAACUUAAGGGUGAUUCUUUCAUAUUGUGUUUGUAAUACAGUAUCUUGGUCUGACAAAAGUACUGUAUACUCGCGAAAUUUUUUGUAUGCUUGGAGAAAACAAACAUUUUUUUUCUUACUCAAACUCUUCAAAAUUCUUAGAAAACGUGCUGAAGUGCACGCAUGUGCAAGCGUUUUUUCCUGGUGUGCAGGUCAACUCCAUUAUUUAUGGUUCUGACACAGACAAAAGUGAACCAAUCAUCCCUGCAGCUGUUUUCCCAGUGGGAUUAAAAUCUUGUCCCACAAACAACUAAACAGAAUCUGUUUUAAAGAGUACUACAACGAUUACGAGGAAUAUUUUUCUUCUAUUUUCACAAGACAGCAAACAAUAGAAACAAUGUAUAUUCAAAUUGAGUAGGUAUCAUGUUCAUUUAUAAUAUAUUUUUCACAAUCAAUUGAUUUUUAUAGUUAAAUUGUCAUUUUGGUCUCGCUAUCAUGGUAAAAACCUGAUUUUUAGAGCUAAUUUGCUUCUCGAAGUUCUGAUUGUAAUGAGUUUUUGAAUGUCCACACUUGUCCUCCAAAAUGGAAGAAUAUUAUUUUAUGAGCCAUGAAAGAUCUUGGAGAUCUAAGCAUUUAAAAUGUCAACAGUUGUCCUCCAACAUGGCAAAAUAUUGUUA